Pelodiscus sinensis (Chinese soft-shelled turtle) is the source of this 3237-nucleotide messenger RNA. RefSeq names its product arylsulfatase H-like. The record is from RefSeq and is a predicted model, not a curated record. Lineage: Eukaryota; Metazoa; Chordata; Testudines; Trionychidae. Gene Ontology annotation, molecular function: arylsulfatase activity.
UAACUCAAGAGAGGAAAGGAAGGGAGAUAGAGACCCUGAUUGGGCUACUGUGUUUUGUUGUUUUUGUAAUGCCUCUUUUGAGUUACUCAGGCACAACAGUGAUGAGUGCUUUUAGAUGAAUCUCAGUAAAAGAGCAGCCUACAGAGGGAGUCCAACAACAGUUAGUACACAGCUCUCACCAAUGUUAAGGAAGUAGUCUUUGUACUAAGCUCAGUAGGGAGUGUAUAAAACUUUAACAGCAGUUACAUUUGCCAAUCCUGGCAAUGUUAACCUUAGAUAAGGAGGAGGAGGAAUGGCCUGAGGAAAAGCAGCAAAACUUGUCUAGCUCUGUCACAUUCUGAAAAAUGCAACCUAGUGGAUCUAUGCUGCUUAACAACUCAAGGAGUAAGAAGAAUCUCAGGGAAAGAAGUAAACUUGAGUCAAGGCUGACUACAGCAAAAUUCUGUAUCUCACAGACUGCCUCACAAGAAGCCAUGAGACACCUCAAACUGCAGUGGAGCUGGCUAGCCACUUUGCUAGUUUCAUGCCUAAAGGCAUAUACAUCAAAUGCUUCUAAACCCAAUAUUUUACUGAUGAUGGCUGAUGAUCUUGGUUUGGGGGAUGUAGGCUGCUAUGGCAAUCACACACUAAGGACCCCUAAUAUUGACCAGCUGGCAAAGGAUGGUAUGAAAUUUACUCAGCACAUUGCUGCAGCUUCACUCUGCACUCCAAGCAGAGCAGCUUUCCUGACUGGCAGAUACCCCAUCCGAUCAGGAAUGGCAUCCCCCACUUCACAGCGUGUUAUUCUAUGGAAUGGUGGCUCAGGAGGGCUCCCUCCAAAUGAAACGACUUUUGCCAGAAUACUCCAACAGCAAGGUUACACCACAGCACUUAUAGGGAAGUGGCAUCAGGGUGUGAACUGUGAAUUCCACGGUGAUCACUGCCACCAUCCUUUAAACCAUGGCUUUGACUAUUUUUAUGGUAUGCCUGCUACUCUUGUGAAUGAAUGUCAAGGAACAGAAAAUCCUCAGAUCAGCCCAUCUUUGAAAGCUAAGUAUUGGCUUUACAGUAAGACAAUUGCCCUUGCAGUGCUCACACUUGUGAUCGGAAAACUUUCCAACUUAUUAUCAGUAAAAUGGAAAGCAAUCAUCUGCUUUGCCCUGUGUGGUUUCGUGUUUUUCAUCUCCUGGUACUCCUGUUAUGGAUUUGUAAAGUAUUGGAACUGUAUCCUGAUGAGAAACUAUGACAUUACUGAACAACCAAUGAAGCUAGAGAGAACCGCUUCCAAUGUACUUAAGGAGGCUGUUUCAUUUAUCAAACGAAACAAGCAUGGGCCAUUCCUCCUCUUUGUUUCCUUUUUACAUGUGCACACUCCUCUCGUCACCACAGAGAGGUUUCUUGGGAAAAGUAGACACGGUUUAUAUGGAGAUAAUGUGGAAGAGAUGGAUUGGAUGGUGGGCAGAAUUCUGGAUGCUGUUGACAAAGAAGGUUUGACAAACAACACAUUCACUUAUUUCACAUCUGACCAUGGAGGAUCCUUGGAAGCUCAAAACCACAAUGUCCAGCUGGGUGGUUGGAAUGGAAUCUACAAAGGUGGAAAAGGCAUGGGAGGCUGGGAAGGAGGGAUCCGUGUGCCAGGGAUCAUUAGAUGGCCUGGAGUAUUGACUGCAGAUACAGUUAUUGAUGAACCUACAAGUCUCAUGGAUAUUUACCCCACAGUGGCUCACCUGGCUGGAGGAAUAAUGCCUCAGGACAGGGUGGUCGACGGCCGAAACUUGAUGCCCUUGCUGCAGGGAACAGUUCAGCACUCGGAGCAUGAAUUCAUGUUUCACUACUGUGGGGUAUAUUUACAUGCGGUACGGUGGCACCAAAAGGACAGCCAAUGCUUCUGAUGCAGGCCCAUCAGCAGAGACUGGUGGAAAUGCAGUCUCUUGCAGACCUGAGAUGACGUGCAGUGCAUCCAGAACAUCCACGGGAAGAAAGCAACACUUCUUGAGCAUUGUGAACAGCUCACCCUUCCACUCCAGCUUAAAGAGACACAACAAAUGUCAUCCUUGUCAAUCCAGAAGCAGGUCACAAUAGCCAUCUGAUAGCUGGCAACUCCAGACUGCUACAAGUCCAUUGUCAAUCAGUUUGGGAUUGGCAAGUCAACAGUUAGUAAAGUUGUGGUGGAGGAAUCUGAGGCAGACGGGAAUGUGCUUUUCCUCAAGGUAGCAGGCAUUAAAGAUAUUCCAGCAGUAAUUUCUGGUUUUGGGAGAAUGGGGUUUUCCCUCCUCAAGUUGCUUAUGAGGGCAUAAAAUGCAAAGAAUACUACUCCAAUGUUAUACAAGCACCAGUGGACCACAGAAGUAAAUUUCAGAAUGUCAGUGUGGGCUGCCCAGGAAAAAUUCACAAUGGCAGCAUUUUUUGUCAAUUGGGAAUAUAUAGUCAUGGACAGUCUCAGACACAAGUUCCACCAUACAGUAUUGAAGUAAAUGAUGUUACCUUCCUCACUUUUUUCUAGGAGAUCCAGUGUACCAUCUUCACCUCCGCUUAUCCAACGGUCUUGAAUUCAGAGAUCCUGAUGCAAGACAGUUUAAUUACAUGCUCAGCAGGUGCAGAAUGAUGGUGAAAUGUGUUUGAGGCAGAUUGAAAUCCUGUUGGAGAUGUCUGCAGACACAUUUGGAUUUCAUUGUCAUUAAUGCUGUGCACAUUACUGUGGCUCUUCUCCACCUCUGUAAAGCCAGACUUGAGCCAUUUUCCCUAACUGGACCCAUGCCAGUGAGAGGACACUGAACCAUUACUGUCGUUCAGAAAGUGCACCUACCACUGGGGGAGCUGGUUGCAUCAAGGCAGCAAAAUUCAGGAAUUCGCUGUGGUAUCACACUGUGGACUUGCACAGCCCAAUGGAAAAAGGCAGGAAUGUGCUUGAGGGCAAGAGGGGGAACUGGCUUAUUUUAGGGGCAGGAGCAAUGCUUGGGAGGGUCCUGGUCUUGAUUACCAUGCACUAUAAUGAAUGCCAUGAUGAAUAAUGAAUGUGGGUGGUGGGAGAAGGGGGAUAGUGUGGUUUUACAGAUGGAAUUUGUUGAAAUGUUGUGCCUAGCUAAAUACAAGUGUACUGUUUGCUUAUGAACACUUAAUUGCACCUGACAUUAUUAAGGACACAAGAGUAAAAUAUUGUAAUGUAUGAAAGGUAGGAAGUAUAACAAGAGACCACUCUGGCUUAGCCAGGAGAUAUCCAAUGAUCUAAAAAUUUAAAAAAAAAAAAAAAAAAAGAAA